GUUCGUUUGCUAAAGAUAAUAGUGACAGCUGUCAAACAAAACAAAAUUUUUCAAAAUCUAAGUUUACAAUUACGCCAGGGUUAAGUAUUAAACAAAGUAUCGGUGGUUACACCGUGAAUGUCGGAGCCCACAGGGCCCCCCACAAUUUCCAAGGGUUUUGAGACCGAAUAUACUAGACGCCUCAAAAAUAGAUGUAGAUUCACACAAUCACAGUACGAUAGAGUACUUAAAUUGAAUUCCCCGAAGACUGCGAAAGCCAAAAUUAAGAGAACUGGAUCAAUCUAUGUGAGUACUAACAUUUUUGAUUCACUGUGUCCUCCAAUUAUAAUUGAUAAGGAAAAGAAGCAACAGGAAGACUCCCCGGCAAAAAUUUCUAAAGUUUCACCUUCAGACGACCCCCAAACACUUAACAACACCACAGUAGAUCAAAACAUCAGUAUAGAAGGUGGUACACAGGCGCGCAAGCCGUCCACGGCUGACUCAGAAGAGUCACUGGAAUUUCAGGACAGUCAGGAGAGUCAAGAUAGGCUAGCAGAAGGUAAAGACUAUGAUAUAACAACUCAAAAACUAAUAGAUGUAUUAGAAAGAUCAGGAGACUCUGUAGAAAGUACGGACUCCUUAAUGGAUACAGAACCAAACUCUGAGCUAGAAUCUGGACAACCCCCCCCCCAAAAAUUGGCUCGCCUGAAUUCGUACAAGCGGCAAAAAAGAUAAUUUUCAAAACUCUACCGUUUCCUGAAAACGUGGUUAAAAGAAACCUUAACUUUGUAAACACAGGUACACAAAGCACAAGCACCAAUCAAAAACCCCCUGAAAAAAUAUCUGUAAGUGUGGAUAACGCUCAAAAGAGGGGCGAACUGAGUAACCUCUCUCUAGGGUCUGUGUCCACACUCGCAGCCUCACAAAUACCUAGCUCCAAGGGGGCUAUCCCUAAAACAAGGAUCAACAGUGACCCACGCAUAAGAAGAGAGGCAAACAAAAAUGACAUCCCCACCAGUAUUGCGGAUAAUAUCCUAAACUUCGACUCCAAUAGACAUACCUCUGAAGAGGAGGACAAAACAAGGAAGGAGAGGAAUGACAGGUACAGCUACCUGCCUCAUACACCUAAUAGCCAGUCUGAACACAGAAAAGCUACUGAGAGAGCGGCAUUAAACCAGGAAACGGACAUGGAAACCGAAAUAACGAAAGGAUGUGAGGAACUACCAUUUACCACACCAAAAAAGUUUGCCAGUAACUUUCAAAAUCUCAUAAGAGAGAAGUCCAAAAAGACCCUCACCCCUACGCAUAAUAAAUUCCAACCUCUCACCGAUGAAUCUGAUUCGGAUGCAGAUGAAAUUGAUAGGAUUGUGAAAAGGCGCAAAAAAGGGACCAAAUUCGUACCCCUUGACAUGACUGAAAAUCAAGCGACUCGCAAUAUUGAUAAUACACAUGUGAACGCAACAAAAACUAAUAAUGCGCAAAAAACACAACAUAGACCGAGCACUAACAGAAGUACAAUGCCCCCAAUUGUAAUAGAUGGCAAGACGGCCAAUCAGGCAAAUCUAGUCAAGGAUCUCAAAGGCAUAGUCAAAGGUGACUUUUCCAUAAAACAUACCAACUACACAACUAUCAUCUUUGUAGAGAAUAAAGAGGACCAUCAACGAGUGCUACAAAAUAUUAAGUCCGAAAAUAUGCCAUACCAUACGUAUACCUCAAGGGAUGACAAAUCCCAUGCCUUCGUCCUUAGAGGUCUUGCGGAAGGAACCAAAAUCGCACAAAUAGAGGAGAACCUAGAAGAAGAGCACGAGAUAAAACCGCGUGCGGUGUAUCAAAUGCGAACCAAAGAGAGACCAUUAUUCCUAGUGGUUACAGACCCCGUAAUUACGCUGGAAUACCUGAACAAAAACACUCGAAGGGUCCUCUAUACCAGAGUGACAUGGGAGUUGAGGAAAUCCAUGAAACUCAUCAUACAGUGCCACAACUGCCAACAGUGGGGGCACGCAACCUCCAAUUGUGGCCGAAAUGCGCGAUGUUUAAAGUGUGCGGGUGAUCACCACACGAGAACUUGCGUAAAAACUCCAGAAACGCCGGCAACGUGUGCAAACUGUGGGGGUGAUCACCCCGCUAACUACUCGAAAUGCCCUAAUUAUGUCGAAAAACUAGAGAGGAUGCUCGAAAGAAGGCCUAAACAGCAUCAAAAAUAUGUUCCCGCCCCCCAGCCGAUCUUGAACCAAUGGGAGGCCAGAAACAAGAACCGAAACCCAAAUACAGAAUUUCCAGCUUUACCAACGAAAUAUGCACGAGAAAUGGCAGAAAACGUGAAAAUCCCACCCAGAAGACCAGAUAUACAAAAACAAUCAACCCCAGGCGUGGCCAUGGACGAUUUUACGGCCCUAAAUAAUGAAUUUGAGACCCUCAAUAGACUCAUCAAUAUAGGUGAAUUAACCAGAGCAGUCAGAGAACUGAACGCCAGACUAAUAAAGUGUAAAACGGGAAAAGACAUCAUAGAGACAUACAACGCGUUCAUGACGGACGUUGACAUCAAUUUCAAACUCUUAAAUUAACUCUAUCAUUCAAUUUUAAAAUACAGUAACAUUCGUUUAAUUACAUGGUAAAAUGCUUUUGUGGAUGUUUAUGCGACUGCGGAAGCACUUUUUCUCAGAACUCCUGUGAGCUUCUGGGAAAUUGGUGUGAGUAGGCGCAUGAAUAUCCGCAAAAUGCACUCACUAACAUACAUACGAGACAGGAUACAUGAGAAAACCGACGUACAUCCUCCUUAACAGCGAAGACCCCACUGAAUAGUAAAAUCACUACGAUGAAUAGCUACAAACUUUCGUCGGACGGAAGACUGCACGGUGACGUCAUCA
Psylliodes chrysocephalus is the source of this 2846-nucleotide messenger RNA. The record is from the annotation of a GenBank genome assembly. Lineage: Eukaryota; Metazoa; Arthropoda; Insecta; Coleoptera; Chrysomelidae.